This is a messenger RNA of Entrophospora candida, 2136 nucleotides long. The record is from the annotation of a GenBank genome assembly. NCBI's taxonomy places the organism in Eukaryota, Fungi, Glomeromycota, Glomeromycetes, Entrophosporales, Entrophosporaceae.
AUGUUCGCCAUUACAGAACCCGUUCCCAAUAUUCAUGAUACACAAAUUUUUCCCAAUAACUAUCGAAACACCUCUUCCGUGACUUCUAUUUCUCCAAAAUAUGAAGAAAACUUAAGUUCUUCCACAUCAAGUUUAUCUACUGCAUUGAAUAAUCAUCGUUCAAAUAGUACACAAAAACUAAAUGAUUUAAAAAAUUCAUCCAUAACAUCAAAAAAUACUUUAUCACAAAAUUUUGGAUCACCACCUAAUCAACAAAGGAAACUUUCUGAAACUUUGAAUUUUAUUCCAUUUAACGAAAAGACAAAAUCUUCUUCACCAGUUCAAAAGAAAAGGGCUUCUGAACCUAUUCGUAAAUGUUCAUCAAUUGCUGCUUCUUCAUUUGAGACACCAACUCCUGUUAUUAGCAGUGGUCGCAAGUCAUCACUUUCCUUAAAUCUAUUCAAAUCAUCUUUACCUGAUCAUUAUUUCAAUUCAAAACACAAAGCUAAACAAAUUCCUAUAAAACAUAAUUUGAAACCUGAAAUUAGAAUUAAUACAGAUUUUGACAGCUACAGCAACAAUAAUAGUCACAUUGAUGAUAAUAAUUGUAAUAGUGAUGGAGAUGACUACGAUAACAUAAGUGAAGAAGAAUUAAACAAAUUUUUAAGUGAUCCAUCUACGCCACCUUCAGUUCAACUAACGCCUUUUGAUAAUCAAGUUGGAGGUCAUACUUCAUUCUUUCGUUUUUCAAAAAAAGCUGUGUGUAAACCAUUAGCAAAAAGAGAACAUUGUUUCUAUGAAGUUUUAGAGACAUUUCACCCUGAAUUAUUACCUUUUGUUCCUAAAUAUUUGGGUGUUCUAAAUGUUACUUAUCGUUCUCAUGAAGAUAACUAUAGUCCAAUGCCAGAAGUUUUUUUCAAACAGAAUAAGCAUCUUUUACCUAACUGGGUGCUUACCAAGGUAAAUUCUUUGGAUAAAGAUUUUAGUUUCAAUGAUAAUAAUAAUAACUUGCUUAAUUCGGAUAAAGAAAAUGAUUAUAGUAAAGAUUCAAUGGAAUUUGAAAAUGAAUUGUGUUGUUCCAUAACCAAAGUAAACAAGAUAUUAAAAGAACAAGUACUUGAAGAGGUUUUUUCUCCACGUGCAUUAAGCACUCGUAUACGUCAAGUAUGUUCUUUACAAAAUGACGCAUCAAUUAAAAGACGACAUUCUAUGAUAAGUGUCGAUGCUCUAUCAAAACCUGAAUUUAAUAAUACCCAAGAAAUUUCAACGUCGAAAAGUUUAGCUGAAACAUUGAUAAUUGACAAAUCCUCAAAGAAACAUCGUACUAUAUCAGAUGGUCAUCUGAUUCAACUCUAUCCAAACAGAACAGACUAUUCAACAAUGGAAACACCCGAAGAAAUUAAAUUUCAUAAAAAAGAUAAUUUUUAUGAAAAAUCGCCAGAUGUUAAAUCUUUAUCUACAUCAUCUUGCACCACAAACAACAAUAAAGUUCAACAAUUUAUAUUGCUUGAAGAUCUUACUGGCGGAUUAAAAUAUCCCUGUGUGUUGGAUCUUAAGAUGGGAACACGUCAACAUGGAAUUGAUGCGGCACCAGAAAAAUGCAAAAGUCAAACGAAGAAAUGUGCAAAAACCACUAGUAAAAAAUUAGGCGUAAGAAUUUGUGGAAUGCAGGUUUAUAAAACCACUACCAAAGAAUUCCAAUUUCAAGAUAAAUAUUAUGGACGUUCAUUGAACACUGAAACAUUUUGCAAGUCAUUAGCAGACUUUAUACAUAAUGGAGGUCGCUUACUAGGACACCAUAUUCCAACAAUUCUAGCUAAACUUCGUCGAUUAGCUAAAAUAAUUAGAAGUCUUAACAAUUAUCGAUUCUAUGCCAGCAGUUUACUACUAAUCUAUGAUGGGGAUGAGAAAAAUCCACGUGAAAUUGAUAUUAGAAUAAUUGAUUUUGCACAUUGUACUACUGGAAGUGAUUAUGAAGCAAAAGAUUGUAAAUAUCCUUCAAAUGAAGGAUUUGAUAAAGGUUAUUUGUUUGGACUAAAAAAUUUAUGCAGAUCGUUUGAGAACAUUUACAAAGAUUGUUAUGGCAUCAUACCUGAAAAUGUUAGUGAAGAAGAAGAAGGAGUUUUUUCAGGAAUUGAUGAAAACAAUUCAUAUUAG